Molecule: messenger RNA, 1122 nt
Organism: Nelumbo nucifera (sacred lotus)
Lineage: Eukaryota; Viridiplantae; Streptophyta; Magnoliopsida; Proteales; Nelumbonaceae
Product: agamous-like MADS-box protein MADS1
Biological process (GO): positive regulation of transcription by RNA polymerase II
Cellular component (GO): nucleus
Molecular function (GO): protein dimerization activity; RNA polymerase II transcription regulatory region sequence-specific DNA binding; DNA-binding transcription factor activity
Source: RefSeq, a predicted model, not a curated record
UAGUCACUGGUGAAGAAAGGAGGAGGAGAUUUUCCAGAGAAGAAGGCUUUGUUUCUGUCCUUUGUUAUAUCUUCUCCCUUCCGUUUCCUCCACAGGCUUCACCACGGAUUUUCCAAAUCAAGCAACGGAAGACUCUCCCAGAAAAAAAAUGGGAAGAGGAAAAAUAGAGAUCAAACGAAUCGAAAACACCACAAACAGGCAGGUCACCUUCUGUAAGCGUCGCAAUGGCUUGCUCAAGAAGGCCUACGAACUCUCUGUCCUCUGCGACGCCGAGGUUGCUCUCAUCGUCUUCUCCAGCCGCGGCCGCCUCUAUGAAUAUGCUAACAAUAGUGUCAAGACAACAAUUGAGAGGUACAAGAAGGCCUCCGCAGAUUCUUCCAAUUCUGGAUCUGUUUCAGAAGCUAAUGCCCAGUUCUACCAGCAAGAAGCCAAUAAGCUGCGACAACAAAUAGGCAUUUUACAAAACUCAAACAGGCAUUUGAUGGGAGAGGCUCUAAGUACUAUGACCGUUAAAGAACUCAAACAGCUUGAGAGCAGAUUGGAGAAAGGCAUUAGCAGAAUUCGAUCUAAGAAGAAUGAGUUGUUGUAUGCCGAAAUCCAGUAUAUGCAGAAAAGGGAGAUUGAGUUACAAAAUGAUAACAUGUAUCUUCGUGCUAAGAUAGCUGAGAACGAGAGGGCACAGCAGCACAUGAGCAUGAUGUCUGCAUCUGAAUAUGAGGUGAUGCCUCAGACAUUCGACUCCCGGAACUUCCUCCAAGUAAAUCUACUGGAACCCAACCACCAUUACUCCCGCCAAGAACAAACAGCACUCCAGCUAGGUUAGUAUGCUCAAGGGACAUAUUUCUGGAGUUCCUUUUCUUUCUCUCUUAAUUCCCUUCCUUCUAUUGUCUUUCUUUCUUUCUUCGAAGCAGUAUCCUUCCUGGGUGAUAUGCGUACCAAGAGAAUGCUAAGAACCAGAGGUGAAAAUAACAGAAAUGAGGAUCUUAGCAUUCUUUCUACAUGGGUUCUUCAUAAAUUUCACAAUCAAUCUUAUGUUGGAGACAGACUUGCUGUAGACUGUGUAUUUAGCUGAACCAAAUAUUAAUUGGAUCCUACUAUAUAUAAAAGAAGCAGUUUAAUGUA